UCUUCCUCCUCCGGAGAUCAGCACCAGGGAUCCAGACAGCCAGAGAGAUGACAAGGAAUGGAUCGGAAGCACCUGCCCGCCUUAACUGAUCCAACAACUUUUCUUUCCAACUUUUCCCUGCUCCCCUCUUUCUAGAGGGCUAAUCUUCAGCAUGCUGACCAUCCACCAAGCCAUGUGGAGAUGAAUUGGAAUCAUGGAAUCCCAAAUUCAUGUCUGGUCUUCCUUUUGCUGUUGUCAUUUUCCACAUCGCUUGAGCCAAGCAAAGGUUGCAUCUUUGAGCAUGUUCCUAUUGAUACUCAGAACUUUUCAAGCAAAGUUGAAAAUCUGAUACGAUACCUGCUCUUUGAUUACCAAGUAUCAGUGCCAGUCAACCUGAAACCGGAUGGAUUCUGCCAGGAGUUAUGGAAAAUUCAUCUCAUCAACAGAAAUCUCAAGAGCAUGAUCAGCGUAUCUGGGAGUGAACUAAAGAAACUGAUCAGGAAAAUAGCGUCUCACACAACAUUUGUUGAGGAGUGUAAUAUUGAUAUCAGUUGUGUUACUUUCACAAUGACAAACAUCUCUGAGUUUCUUGCACCUAUUCCCUCUCUGCUCACUGACCUGAGAGACAUGAUGGAAGGACUUAUAGAAGAAGAGCUUGGGGACUUCAGUAACUGCACUGCCAUUCAGUGCCAGCCAGAGCCGUCUCCUACUGCAGCACCCCAAGUCACUGCACCAAAGAAAGAAACGGACCAGCACUCUGAACAUGCUUCCCUUGGAAGACCCUACUGGGGACUGCUUCUGAUUCCCUUGCUUGUUGGUUUCAUGAUUGGGGUGUAUCUUUGUAAGAAAAAAUGCCUGCGAUCCCAGAGGUAUGAUGAUACAGAACUUGAGUCUAUGGAGAGUCUUUAAGAAAUAAAAUGGCACUGCAGUGGGUGUCAUCUUCAGCUGCAAAUAAUUUGAGGUGAUGAUUUCCUCCACAGUGAAUGAGACUGUGUCCUUUCACCGGUUUAUUGUCAGCAGCAGGAGAUUCUGGACUCCCCAUUUAACUUACAGAACACAUGGGCCUCCUGAUGGAGUGGAAGAAGACUGUAGAAUGUAUUCCUUGGACCCAUGGACUUCAGUUCUGCAUUCUGCCACUGGGAGAUGCUGUUCCAUCGUUUUUAUACUCUGUGUGUGUGUGUGUGUGAGAGAGAGAGAG
Molecule: messenger RNA, 1177 nt
Organism: Sceloporus undulatus (fence lizard)
Lineage: Eukaryota; Metazoa; Chordata; Lepidosauria; Squamata; Phrynosomatidae
Gene: FLT3LG
Product: fms related receptor tyrosine kinase 3 ligand
Exons: 10
Coding region: 181-888 (235 amino acids)
Biological process (GO): positive regulation of cell population proliferation
Cellular component (GO): membrane; cell surface
Molecular function (GO): cytokine activity; receptor tyrosine kinase binding
Source: RefSeq, a predicted model, not a curated record